Thamnophis elegans (Western terrestrial garter snake) is the source of this 4591-nucleotide messenger RNA. RefSeq names its product moesin (gene MSN). Gene Ontology annotation, molecular function: cell adhesion molecule binding; actin binding. Gene Ontology annotation, biological process: positive regulation of protein localization to early endosome; regulation of organelle assembly; positive regulation of early endosome to late endosome transport. The coding region runs from base 139 to 1881 and encodes 580 amino acids. The record is from RefSeq and is a predicted model, not a curated record. Gene Ontology annotation, cellular component: cytoskeleton; apical part of cell; microvillus. Lineage: Eukaryota; Metazoa; Chordata; Lepidosauria; Squamata; Natricidae. The transcript has 13 exons.
GGGCUCCAGAGCGCCGGCCCCGAAUAAAGGCGGCGCGCUUGGCCGAGGCUCUUAGCCUGCCGACGAGUCAUUCCCGCCGCUCAGCGAAGCUCCCAGCCGAGACGCCCGCAGCCCCAGGACGCCCAGCCCGCCGGCACGAUGCCGAAAACGAUCAGCGUGCGAGUGACCACCAUGGAUGCUGAGUUGGAAUUUGCCAUCCAGCCCAAUACAACGGGGAAGCAGCUGUUUGACCAGGUGGUGAAAACAAUCGGCCUGCGAGAAGUUUGGUUCUUUGGACUCCAGUACCAGGACACCAAGGGCUUCUCAACAUGGCUGAAAUUAAAUAAAAAGGUGACAGCUCAGGAUGUGCGCAAAGAGAGCCCGCUGCUCUUCAAAUUCCGGGCCAAAUUCUACCCAGAGGAUGUUGCAGAGGAGCUGAUCCAAGACAUCACGCAGCGCCUCUUCUUCCUCCAAGUGAAGGAGGCCAUCUUGAACGAUGACAUCUACUGUCCUCCAGAGACGGCGGUUCUCUUGGCUUCUUACGCGGUCCAGUCCAAAUAUGGGGACUUUAAUAAGGAGGUUCAUAAGCCCGGCUAUCUAACAACUGACAAACUGCUUCCUCAAAGAGUUUUGGAACAGCAUAAGCUUAACAAGGAUCAGUGGGAAGAAAGAAUCCAGGUGUGGCAUGAGGAACAUCGGGGGAUGCUCAGAGAAGACGCCAUCUUAGAAUAUCUAAAAAUUGCACAAGAUCUGGAGAUGUAUGGUGUGAACUACUUUAGUAUUAAGAACAAGAAAGGCUCAGAACUCUGGUUAGGAGUAGAUGCUCUUGGACUCAACAUUUAUGAACAGAACGACCGGCUAACACCCAAAAUUGGCUUCCCCUGGAGUGAGAUCCGUAACAUUUCCUUCAAUGACAAGAAGUUUGUCAUCAAGCCCAUUGACAAGAAAGCCCCAGAUUUUGUCUUCUAUGCUCCCCGGCUAAGGAUUAACAAGCGCAUUCUGGCUCUGUGCAUGGGGAACCAUGAGCUUUACAUGCGCAGGCGUAAGCCGGACACCAUUGAGGUUCAGCAGAUGAAGGCUCAGGCCCGAGAGGAGAAGCAUCAAAAGCAGAUGGAGAGGGCUUUGCUGGAGAACGAGAAGAAGAAGAGGGAGAUGGCCGAGAAGGAGAAGGAAAAGAUUGAACGGGAGAAAGAAGAGCUUAUGGAGAAGCUCCGGCAAAUUGAGGAGCAAACAAAGAAAGCUCAGCAAGAGCUGGAGGAGCAAACGCGCAGGGCACUGGAGCUGGAGCAGGAAAGGAAGCGAGCUCAGGAGGAGGCAGAGAAGCUGGCCAAGGAGCGGCAGGAAGCCGAAGAAGCCAAGGAAGCCUUGUUGAAAGCCUCCAAUGAUCAGAAGAAGACCCAGGAGCAGCUGACCACCGAGAUGUUGGAGCUCACCACCCGGAUCUCGCAGCUGGAAUGUGCGCAACAGAAGAAGGAGAGCGAGGCAAUGCUGUGGCAGCAGAAAGCCCAGUUGGUUCAAGAGGACUUGGAGAGGACCAAGGAGGAGCUGAAGUCUGUCACCACCACUUCACACGUGUCUGAGCCCAUGCAGUCGGAGAACGAGCACGAUGACGAGCAGGACGAGAAUGCAGCAGAGGCUAGUGCAGAACUGCGGGCACACGCCUCCAUCAAGGACCGCAGUGAGGAACAGCGCACCACCGAGGCAGAGAAGAACGUGCGGGUUCAGAAGCACCUGAAGGCUCUCACCUCUGAGUUGGCCAAUGCGCGGGAUGACACCAAAAAGACGAGCAACGACAUGAUCCACGCAGAGAACAUGCGGCAAGGCCGUGACAAGUACAAGACACUCCGCCAGAUCCGUCAGGGCAACACCAAGCAGCGCAUUGAUGAAUUUGAGUCCAUGUAGUCAUUCCUGCCUCUGCUGUACCUCCCCCCUCUUCUGCCCUCCCCCUUCCCCCCAUGCAAAUUUGCGAUGCUGGAACCAUCCACUACAGGAGAGUGAAUAGAUCGGCCUCCUGGGCUGGUGUUCAUAAUAGGACCAAAAAAAAAAGCAAAAAGGAAGAAAAAGCAAAAGUCAGUUGUGCCUUAUUAUUAUUGCAGUUUUCCAGCCGCCUUCCCCUGUGUAGCAGGGCUGAUGAGCUUAUGUAUCCCAAUGCUUUUGAUUGCUUAGAAGAAAAAUAUUAGUGCUGCUGCCGCCAGCACCACUAAGCUGCCAGUGGAGCUGCUGCCUAAUCAUGGACCGCUUCCCCCUCCUAAGCGCCUUUGCCGGGCUCUAGAGGGGCAUGGCCUUGCUGUGUCCUAAUUCCUGCUGAAGUCCCUGCCAGAGCUUUUGGUCCUCCAGGUAGAUGCCCUACUUGGGAAGAGGAUGUUGUGGAGAAGGGAAGGAAGCAUCCAAGGGCGAUGGCUAGAAUGUGCCUUCUUCCCCUCUUGGCGCCAAAGAUCAAACCUCUGAGCAGACUAAGCCAGUCCCUCGGGUCUCCUUACGUUCUCCAAGUGCUCCUUACUGAGACUGUUGAACAAAAUUGGAUGCUCCUUCCCUUCUUCCGAGUAGAUUUGCUACAGAACCCUUGUUUUCCCAAAAGGAAAGAAAGGUUUGGCCAGGGAGCGGUCGUCAUUCAUUCUGCCAACCUUGUCAAAACAUUUCAGAGAGAGGUUUUUGGGUCAGCCGGAAACCUCAAGCGGUGCGGCUGCAAAACUACACCCCUCAGCCUUUUAAGGCGUGCCUCCCAUGGGCCUGGGCCCACAGACAUGCCUGAAGGUGCCUUAACGCCACUCCCUUUCCCUCCUCUUAGUUGUGUAACGUUUUACAAAAGUCUUCUUAGUUCCAGCAAUGCAAAACCAAAAAUACUUUACACAAAGAUGCAUUUUGUGUGUUAAUCUCCCAUGUUGCCAGCCAUUCUACUGUUAGGAAGGUGAGGUUUGGUUCUGGAAAAGUGCCACUUCUGCUGCUUUCUUUUCUGUUGGAAGGGCUCCCGUUGCCAGACCCCGUCCCCCUGGGGGCCUGCAGGUCUUUGGCCUCACCGGACCAUUGAAGGGUCUCAUUGAAGUGGUUGAGCCGCUUGGCUCUUUGAAAGGAGCUUCUCUUUUUGAAUUGUCCUGGGACUCUUCCCAUGGAUGUGGAAGGGUCAGAGAUGAGUCUGGGGUCUUCUGCCUCCUCUCCCAAACUUAUAAAUGGCUUCCUCUGCAGGAAAGCUCCCACCCAUCAUCCCCCAAAGCCCCCUUUGCUUAGCACCCUUCAAGUCUUUUCCUACACUUUUGGCCUUUUUCUGCCUUCCUCCUGCACACAAACACACACAUGCACACAUGCACACGUGCACUGCCCCCACACACAUGCGCACACACCCCGAUCCCAGCUUGCAUUUACCCAGAAAGUAUUAUUCUGAAACAGCACCACAACUCCAAAAGCAAAUUGUACUGGGUGUAAGGCUGGCCAAAGUCAAGUCCAUGAAGGGUGGUGAGAAGAAACUGCCCCACAAUUGUCAAUUGUCCCAAAGCCCCACCCGAAGCCCCUUGGGCCUUGAGGCAGUGCCGGAUGACCUGCCCCUUGCAGCCAGAGGGGCCUCGGCUUAAGCAGCCCAAGGUUUCCAAAGAAAUACCCUGCAGAAUUUCCCCCUCCUCCUCUCUUCUUCCCCUUCCUUCUUCCGAUUCCACGUGCCUUUGGGAAGGGAUGGAUGAGAGGGUGGAGACAACCAUCUCUCCCCCCCCCCCGCCGAAAUACACAACGCCAUGGCUUUGAACCAUUUCCUAAAAAUUACUCGUUGAGGUGAUUUCCGUUCCUCUGAGUCAGCAUUAAAACUUAUGGUGCUGACUUUUGUUUUCCGGGCCCUCCUGUAAACUCGGCCUGUUUGGAUUUCCUUUCUUUGCCCCUGCAAGAAUGCCUCCCAGGUGGUUUCUGCCUCGCCCCAGGCACUGUGGGGCUGCCGGGCAUCCAGUCGCUUCCAGGACAGGCAGCCGCCCACUGGGGGAGGCUGUGAGUUCGCCCCUCCUCCUCCUCCUCAGUAGUUGGUUCAGCUCUUCCCUGUUUUUAACCAGUAUUAUGUACUCCAGUGACAAUGGUAUUGAUUUCAUGCUCUUUUCUAGCUAUGCAUGAUUAGAAAAUAUUAAUCUCAGAAGUGUUGAGGGGGAAGCAACUCUGUUCUCCCUUCCUAGAAAAUGUAUACUGUGUUGUAAAGAGAUGAUAUUUUGCAGAAAUUAAUGUAAGUUGCAUUCAGUAUUACAAUGAGAGUUUUAGAUUUUUUUUAAUUAUUGGGUUAGAAAAGACGGAGGCUUUUUUCUCCCUCUCCGCUCCCCCCCUCCUCCUGUCUGUUUACUGCUACAACUGGGUAUGUGCUAUGCCUCUGGGGGAGGGAGUUUGCCCAAUUAAUCAUCUUUUUUUUUGUCUGGCUUUAUAUUUGUGUUACAGAAUUUUUGCUGUAAAUUAUGUCGUCUUCUUUAUUUUUGACCAUCCUUUUUACAUGUAAUGUCGAAGCACCAGCCUUCUCAGGGGAGGGUCUGCAAGGCGGCCUGUGGGGGGAAGCGGAGACCCCCCAGCACUUGCUACUGUCCGAGGUGUUUGACUUGAUUCCCCCCCCCCUCUCUUUGUAUCAGUGCCAAUAAAGUUUAGACAAGGCAGCUGC